This is a messenger RNA of Phytophthora sojae, 681 nucleotides long. RefSeq lists its product as hypothetical. NCBI's taxonomy places the organism in Eukaryota, Oomycota, Peronosporomycetes, Peronosporales, Peronosporaceae. The record is from RefSeq and is a predicted model, not a curated record. The transcript has 4 exons. Bases 1 to 681 code for a protein of 226 amino acids.
AUGAAGUCCGAGGCGGAGCUGAGUGACAAGGAGUGGCGGCAAAUGCGGCGGCAAAUGUCGAAGCUCGACUUUGAUCCGGUGCCGGAGACGCCUGCCCUACUUCCGAGGUCUCUCUACGGUGAGAGCGAUAAGGAGCUAGCCGCGAUCUGUGAGGAACACGAGAAGCCCGAGGAAGCCCUUGAAAGUGCUGUAGUCGCUGCUGAUGCGUGCUCUAACCACAACGACUCGCCAACGAGCCGCAGCUGUAGCGGAAUUUCACCAGGUCGAGAGAGUAUUGUGCUUAGUGCCCCCAUCCGCAGUGCUAUACCGGCCAGUUAUCCCGAUGAUAUCAACCAAAAGCAGUCCGAGAAGGAGGCGAUCAAAGCUCGAGUACUUGACGCUCAGUUGGCGAUGGCACAAGAGGCGACACGGCGCUCCAUCAUGAGUGCGUUUAUGGAGCUAAGGGCGAAAAAGACGAAGGACGAAGCUUUGGAGAGGUCGAAGCUAUCAGCAGCCCACAUGACCGACGUAGCCACCCUGAAAAACAAGGUGAAGGAGCUGAAACUGCGUGUAGCUCAAGCAGAGGCGAAACGAGAGCAACAAGAACUGCUGUUAGAUCGUUUUUCGGAGCUCACAGCCAAACAAUCGCACCGCAAUGAAUAUGCUUUCGCGGGUGGAGCACAACAGCUCAACAAGCGGUAG